Molecule: messenger RNA, 2420 nt
Organism: Gaeumannomyces tritici R3-111a-1
Lineage: Eukaryota; Fungi; Ascomycota; Sordariomycetes; Magnaporthales; Magnaporthaceae
Exons: 2
Coding region: 825-2222 (465 amino acids)
Source: RefSeq, a predicted model, not a curated record
CCGGAUGCCCUCGCACCCUGGCUCCGUAGACACCUGGAGACCAACAUUAUGCCCGGCUCCGACGCGUCUUUAGUUCCCGCGGGCUGUAACUACUUGGAUUUCACAUGUCAAGGAAGGAACAAGAUAACGAACCCGAACAAGCCGGCCAGGUAGGUGUCCAAAGGCGCCUACAAAAGAAAGCAGUAUGCGACAUUUUGCUGGCUAUCGCAGCCGACACCAACUGGGGACACGACCUGGGGCCACGUGAAGGCCGAGUGCGGCACUGGAAGCCCCCCGGCGGACCCUUGGUGCGCCGUCACCUUCCUUUCCGGGGGAUGCGAGGCGGGUAUGCACAAGUCGGCACAUCAAUCGGGCGAUGAGAUCAAGGCGGCCGUCGCACUGAGCCCCGCCGCCCAGCCGUUGGAUCCCACGCUGCCGCGGAGCCCAAGUGCGCCCAAGCUGCCAAAUGUGUGCCCUCGAGGUCGCUGACAAGCAUCGUGGCUAUCGUGCGUGUGGGGUUGGCGUAAUUUCCUGCGUAUUGCGUAUGGCGGGGCCCGGUGGCAUCUCGACGGGGCCAUCGCCGGUUGCGGGAGUAUGUGCUUUGAUAUUGACCUGCCCGGUCACGUUUGUAUCGGUGUCGGUAGUUGACCGCCACGAUGAGACGGUGGGCGACGGCACUGACCCUGGGCUGGACGACAUGUGCCGCCUUGGCCGUGGGAGUGCCGCCCUCGCUAUAAGAGAGCUACCCCUCUCUUUCACCAUACCGGGCCGUUUGUUGUUGGAGAUCAGCCUCGCUCGCUUGUCCCUUGCCCUGUCUCGCAGCUCGUACUGAGAAAAUCGCAGCCAUGCAUGCCCUCAACGCCUUCGGCCUGCUGGCCCUCCUGGUCGGCUCGGCCGCCUCGCGCAGCAUCAAGGAUGUCACCACCCUCAAGCCCAUCCCCAAGCGCCCCGCCGCGCUGCAGGGCCUUGACGACGGUGCCGCCGUGGCGCCGUCCACCAGCGUGAAGCUCGAGUACGGCCUCGACGCCAAGCCCAUGGUCGAGGUCAAGCUCGACAUGGCCAAGCCGACGGUGCUGCUCGAGGAGGUGGCCGACGUCGUCAACGUCACCUGCUCCGACGGCGGCCUCGCCGUCGAGUUCAAGUCGAAGCAGUCCUUCCUCGACGCCGUCGCCGCCUGGGCCGGCAAGGGAGACCUGGUCUUCUUCACCAACCACAAUGGCGCCUGCGACAACGGCCUCGAGCGCGGCAUCUACGAGGUCAACAAGUUUGAGGGCAACGCCGAGAAGCUUGUCGUCAACGCCAGCGCCGCCAAGAAGGACGUCGCCUCCACUGCCACCCACACCACGAUCGAGUUCAAGGGCGUGCCCGCGGCCAAGCAGCGCCGCAGCGUGGCCAAGCGCGACCUCGAGUCCCGCGCCAUCACCAUCGAUGACAAGGGCCUGACCAUCGGCGGCAGCAUCGGGCUACCGGCCGGCAUGUCCAUCUACUCGUUCCCGCCCUACCUGUCGGUCACGGCCGACUCGGCCAAGAUCUCGGCCGCCGUUACCUUCUCGGGCAAGGUCGACUACGACGUCUUCAGCGGCCAGUUGAAGCAGCUCUACAUCGACAUCGACUCCAAUAUCGAUGCCGAGAUCGGUGUCACCAUCGACGUGACGGCCUCGUACCGCGACAGCUUCGCCUACUCGCCCGGUCAGCUGAGCUACAUGAUCGUCGACGUGCCCGGCAUCAUCACGCUCGGCCCCGAGCUCAUCUUCGGCAUCGGCCUCGACGUCGACAUCGGCGCUGGCGCCCGCGUCAAGGGCACCGCUGGGGCCGGCCUCAAGAACGGCCGCAUCCACAUCGACUUCCUCGACCAGGCCAAGAUCACGGCCACGCCCUGGACCCCGACCCACAACGCCGGCCUGGACCUCUCGCAGCGCGCCAACGCCAAGGCCGACGCCUGGAUCGACGUCACCUUCCAGCUCAUCGUCCAGGUCCUGGGCGGCGUCGUCGACAUGACGGCCGGCCUCCGCGCCCGCCCCCGCUUCAACAACGACUUCAGCUUUGCCGCCUCCCAGACCAUCGGCCCGGACGGCAAGGUCAACCAGCCCACCGACGGCCUGGCCUGCGCCCAGGGCCUGAGCGUCAAGAGCGACUUCUCCUUCAGCCUCGAGGUCUUUGUCAGCAAGCUGUGGAACAAGAACGUCUACAGCACCCUCAUCCCCAUUGCCGACAAGUGCUACACCUGGGUCAAGGGCCUGUAAGGGGCGUGCUCGCUCUAGGUGUGUGGGGGCCGUUUGGUCCUUGUAGCUGACUGUGGCAGGUUUGCUCCUGUUCCCGGUUGUCAAGAGAUAUGAUUUGUACAUGACCCUUAGUGUAUAUAUUUCUUUGUGCCGUAAUUUUCGUACCAUGACCACACCAACCCAACGUAGUCCCCUUACGUGCGUCAAUGUGAUCUUCAA